Hyaena hyaena (striped hyena) is the source of this 1080-nucleotide messenger RNA. It is a transcript of the gene GPATCH11, whose product is annotated as G-patch domain containing 11. The record is from RefSeq and is a predicted model, not a curated record. Gene Ontology annotation, molecular function: nucleic acid binding. Lineage: Eukaryota; Metazoa; Chordata; Mammalia; Carnivora; Hyaenidae. Gene Ontology annotation, cellular component: kinetochore. Bases 251 to 1045 code for a protein of 264 amino acids. The transcript has 10 exons.
UCCUCCUAGAUCCUCCUGCCGCAGGUUUCCGAUUAAUUGCUCGCUGAGAAGCUCAGGUGGAGCUGAGGCUCAGUAGUCCUGUGCAGGCAGGUGGGCGCAUGCGCAGCGCGCGCUCUUACCGGCUGGCCCGGGGCGAGUACAGCUACCAGGACCAAGAAGUCACACUCCAUCAUUUCCACAAUACCCUGUUGGUUACACAGGUCAAUCCUGGUCACUGUGGACGGAGACUGCACAAGGAUACUUGUGCUAUAUGAAGUUGAACAUGGCGGAAGAAGAGGACUAUAUGUCUGAUUCCUUCAUUAGUGUCCAACAAGACAUCAGACCAGGAUUGCCAAUGCUGAGGCAAAUCCGAGAAGCCCGUCGAAAAGAAGAAAAGCAGCAGGAAGCUAAUUUGAAAAACAGGCAGAAGAGUUUAAAAGAAGAAGAACAAGAAAGACGUGACAUUGGAUUGAAGAAUGCACUAGGCUGUGAAAACAAAGGGUUUGCUUUACUCCAAAAGAUGGGGUAUAAAAGUGGUCAGGCCCUUGGCAAGAGUGGGGGUGGUAUUGUUGAACCAAUUCCUCUCAACGUCAAAACAGGGAAGAGCGGCAUCGGUCACGAGACAUUACUGAAGCGGAAAGCAGAGGAGAAACUCGAAAGCUACAGAAGGAAGAUCCACAUGAAAACCCAGGCCGAAGAAAAAGCCGCAGAGCAGUUUCGACUGCGACUGAAACAUAAGCAGGAUGAAGUGAAGCUGGAAGGGGACCUUAGAAGAAGCCAGCGAGCCUGCCAGCAGCUGGAUACACAAAAGAAUAUUCAGGUUCCCAGAGAAGCAUGGUACUGGUUGGGGCUUGAAGAGGAAACUGAGGAAGAUGAAGAGGAAGAAAAAGAACAAGAUGAAGAUGAAUAUAAGAGCGAAGACUUGAGUGUCCUGGAAAAAUUACAAAUAUUGACUGGUUAUUUAAGAGAAGAACAUCUGUAUUGUAUUUGGUGUGGAACAGCCUUUGAAGAUAAAGAAGACCUCUCUUCAAAUUGCCCAGGACCAACUUCUGAAGAUCAUGACUAAGAUUAUUCUCAAUAAAGUAGAAACUUGGAAAUUGU